AUAUUUUAAUGCCUUUCUUAUAAUUAUACAGAAUUUCUUAAUCCUUAAUCCAUCCCUAGGAAUUGGCUUUUUUUAAUCGAAGGUUUUGGGUUUAGAUUAUUGGGUUUACAGUUCAUACUUUGUCAUCAAUACGCGUAUCGUAUCUGAGUUGGUGUCUUCCGUUCUUCUCCUCUGUGUGUUUGCUUAUUUCGCAGUCAGAUCUACAUCUUGUUUUGCGGGGCAAGCAGGCAGACAUUCUCGCGGUUCGUAAUGGUUAGAUCCCAGCUCGGCUACUUCGUUUGUGAUGAGUGCAGAUCAAGUUGGCUGAAGUUGAUUUGAAGCCAGUUUCAUUUUUGUCUUUCUGCUGGUCAAUGUUUACUGUGCAGAACGAGCUUGCUGAUUUCCUUGAGUAGUGUUUUAUGGUGUCCUCACUUGGGGUUCAAAUAUGCUUGUGACAAAGAGAGCUCACUAAAGUUGAGAUAUUGUUCUGAGGGAAAGGUAUUUUUGGCCUAAAUAUGGCGUCUGGUGGAGGGAGGCAUCGCCAUCAUAAUCUUGUGCCUCUUGCUGCAUUAAUAAGUAGGGAGAUUAAGAAUGAGAGGAUGGAGAAGCCCACUCUGAGGUAUGGACAUGCUGCUCAGUCUAAGAAAGGGGAGGAUUACUUUCUAAUAAAGGCCGAUUGUCAGCAAAUACCUGGAAAUUCUUCCUCAGCAUUUUCUGUAUUUGCGAUCUUUGAUGGUCACAACGGAAAUGCUGCAGCAAUUUUUAGCAGGGAAAAUCUGUUAAAUCACAUUUUGGGUGCUCUUCCUCGAGGAAUCGGAAGAGAGGAGUGGCUUCAGGCAUUACCUCGGGCAUUGGUUGCUGGGUUUGUGAAGACUGACAAGGAGUUUCAGAGCAGAGGAGAAACUUCUGGUACUACGGCCACAUUUGUGAUAGUUGAUAGAUGGACUGUGACAGUUGCAUCAGUUGGAGAUUCCCGCUGUAUACUAGACACACAGGGUGGCCCUGUUACUAACUUAACUGUUGAUCACAGGCUUGAAGAGAAUAUUGAAGAGAGAGAACGUGUUACUGCAAGUGGAGGCGAAGUUGGAAGACUUAGUAUUUAUGGUGGUGCUGAGAUUGGUCCCCUUCGUUGUUGGCCAGGGGGUCUGUGCCUUUCUAGGUCAAUUGGAGACGUGGAUGUGGGGGAGUUUAUAGUUCCAAUACCAUAUGUCAAACAAGUGAAGCUGUCAAAUGCUGGUGGGAGGCUCAUAAUUGCUUCAGAUGGCAUCUGGGAUGCUCUGUCCUCAGAAAUGGCUGCAAAAUCUUGUCGGGGUUUGCCUGCUGAACUUGCUGCUAGGCAGGUUGUGAAGGAAGCAUUAAGGACAAGAGGUCUAAAGGACGAUACAACUUGCAUAGUAGUUGACAUAAUUCCUCCUGAUAAUGCAUUGCCACCGCCUCCUCCCCCCAAAAAGCAGAAUAAAUUGAGAGCUUUACUGUUCAGGAAGAAAUCCAGUGAUUCCACUAGUAAGCUGUCAAAGAAGCUUUCAGCUGUUAAUAUAGUAGAGGAACUGUUUGAAGAAGGAUCAGCCAUGCUUGCUGAAAGAUUAGGGAAUGAUGGGAAUUCAGGGGAAUCAACCUCUGGGAUUUUUGUGUGCGCAGUGUGCCAGAUAGAUCUUGCUUCAAGUGAAGGCAUAUCUGUUCAUGCUGGCUCCAUUUUCUCUACCACCUCUAAGCCUUGGCAAGGCCCUUUUCUUUGUGCUGAUUGUCGCAACAAGAAGGACGCCAUGGAAGGCAAGCGUCCUAGUGGAAUUAGAGUCUCGUAGUUUUUCUUCCCCUAUUCACUCUCAUUUGCCCCCUGUUUCUUCUUAUAGUCAUGAUUUUUAUAGGUCAAAUAAUUGCUUAGAUCCCACCAUAAAGCAGUGACAGAUGUAUAUGCAAUAUUCUCAAGUUCUAACAAAAUGGGCAUCACUUUUAAUUUGUAAA
Messenger RNA from Prosopis cineraria, 1941 nucleotides. RefSeq names its product probable protein phosphatase 2C 15. Lineage: Eukaryota; Viridiplantae; Streptophyta; Magnoliopsida; Fabales; Fabaceae. Gene Ontology annotation, molecular function: protein serine/threonine phosphatase activity. The record is from RefSeq and is a predicted model, not a curated record. The transcript has 9 exons. Gene Ontology annotation, biological process: protein dephosphorylation. Bases 495 to 1781 code for a protein of 428 amino acids.